GACGCGGUCGGAGUGUAUCGUAAACAAGUGUAUUUUGUUUUAGCCAAACGAUGGAUCGGAACAGCCUUUCAGGAACGCUUGUAUCGAGUUUUUGUCGCAUUUGUACAACAAACAACGAUGUAGAUUGGUCCAUUUACGAAACAUUGAAUGAAGAUGAAGCCACGACGAACCUGCAUAUGAUGCUGGUUAAGCUCUACCCAACAGUGUUCAAUGAGUCGCAGGUACUCUGUGAUGAAGCCUUGAAAUGGCCCAUGAAAAUAUGCAAGGAAUGUAAGGCUAAAGUGAUAGAAUCGUACAGAUUCUACGAGCGCUGUACAAAGAGUGCAUGUAGCUUGAGAACGAUAGCUUUGAAAGAACAACCUACUACUGAUACCCUACAAGAGGAGAAAGAUCAUCCAGCAGUGAUCAAAACAGAAUUCAUUGAAUGUGAGGAACCUACUCCGUUCAAAGAAGAAUGUGACGAGGACGAUCACGGUUCAGCUUACAGAAAAUGUUACGGGAGUUCACCUACACAUGAUGUUUUCAGCGACACUGAGGACAGUUUGCCUGCAUCUUCUAGUAGCUAUUCUGCCAACAAAAGUCAGCAAAAACAACGCAUUAAAACUAACGGUGAUUUGAGAGGUGUUCGGAAGUAUAAAGCCAUUCCAGACUCCGACCGGGCGAAAAUCAUAUUUGCAUUCGAGAAAGGCGUACCUACGAUUGAGAUAUCCAAAACGCUACAAAUUAACAGAACUACUGUAAGCGCAGUCAUAAGUAAAUAUCGGAAAACCGGCAUAAUUCAAGCAAAAAAGCGAGGAGGAUCAAAGGGGAAAAAGAUGAGUGAAAUUCAUAUUUCUCGUAUACGAGCUUUGCGCGAGGAAAAUAGCUCCAUAUCACUUAAGAAAAUAAGUCUAAAGUUGCUUGAAGAAUUCGGUAUUGUAGUGUCUAACACGACUAUUGCGAAAGAGGUUGAGAAGGUGAUUAAGAAAGCAGCUAAAGCUAAUGAUGUUUUUAAUUCAGAGGAAUUUAUACAAACAUUCAAUCCAUAGAAAGUAAACCAGGUGUUUUUAAAGGGGGUCAUUAAAAGAGAUUUCGAUCGUUUUGAAAAAUGCUGAAAAAGGAUACAGAAGUUUAUAUGUUUUUAGAGUAAAAGUUGUUAGGUUUACUGUAUAAACCAGGGGUCGGCAUACAUUUCCUGAGCCAGUUGAUUCACUCUGACGUCCGCACAAUUCACUAUGCUUUACGACCGGCGCGUUUGCAUUAGUUCCUCCGUAUCUGGCCGCCCUGUUUGAUCAUUCUUUUUCAAUCUUUGUUAAAAUUUACGUACGAACAGUAACCGCGUGACUACAUUAGGCGUACCAUACCAAAUGCAACCCAGCACUUCUGGGUUGGCUGACGAUGGUGUGCUCGAAAGAGCUCGAUGAAGU
Messenger RNA from Anopheles coustani, 1406 nucleotides. RefSeq lists its product as uncharacterized. Gene Ontology annotation, cellular component: nucleus. Gene Ontology annotation, biological process: regulation of DNA-templated transcription. NCBI's taxonomy places the organism in Eukaryota, Metazoa, Arthropoda, Insecta, Diptera, Culicidae. The transcript has 2 exons. The coding region runs from base 51 to 1028 and encodes 325 amino acids. Gene Ontology annotation, molecular function: zinc ion binding; DNA binding. The record is from RefSeq and is a predicted model, not a curated record.